UCGGGGAUUAUCCAUUUAUCACAAAUUCUUGAAUCUGCGAUAUACGUGUUCCAUUUAAGCAUCCAACUACCCAGUGCUUUCUUCUCCUAUGAACCUCGAUGUUUCAUCGACCAUCCCCGGACAUUGACGAAUCCUCCCAUCUACUGCCCCAAAGCCAUAGAACCUUGUUGACACUCACGACGAUAAGUCUCAAUCAGUUGGUUUAGGCCCAAUCAGAUUUUGCGAUGGCUGCUGUUCAUAGCUUUGAUGAGUCCUCCCUGGGUCUCGAUUCGUGCAUGGCGUCGGCCCGAUCGGACUUCUUUGGCGACAUCAAGGACGAAAACAGCACGCAGAUAAAUUGGCAAGAGCCCGAUCAAUCCCUAGAUUUUGACGACUUGCCAGUGGCACAACUGUUCCAAGAUUGCGAUGGUGCCAUCACACUGAUUGCCGAGGAGGAUUCUGUGUCUCCUUUAAAACUUGAUGGCGCCGUAGGGGGACAUCAACGCUAUCCGAACAUGGGCGACAGAUUGACAUUAGCCCAACUCGAGCUCGAGCCAUCUACUCAGCCUGUUUCCAACCUGUUCGCAGAGCCGAGGAGGACUCCCCAUGUUAUCAAAACCGAGAUACCCAUAGAACCGCACGCGCCGUCCUCGAUACCGUCCGGAUCACCAACAUCCCCAACGCACACCCGCAGAGCAUCAGACUCCUCUACAAGCAUCAGCACCGGGAGAGACCGAUCGAGUCGAGAGGCUGACAGCGGGUCGAAAACCGGACAUCAAUCAGCCAGGGCGAAACACCUCGAGAGGAACCGGCACGCUGCGAGGAAAUGUCGAAGCAAACAGAAAAAGGAGCAGGCGGAACUGGUGGAGGUGGCUAGGGAGAUGGGAAUGAAAAACAAGUUGUUGAAAUCAGAAGCAGAGUUGUUGAAGAACGACCUGCAUAGUCUGAUGAAUGAGGUGAUCCAGCACUCUUCCUGUCCUGACUCGAGGCUAUCAGCGUAUGUGCAAAGAGAGGCAGACAAAAUAGCGAAGCUGGGUAGCUCAAAGGAAUCAAAGAUUGGGAUACAUAUAGGACGCACUGGGACGUAGCGCUAGUGACGGCGUUUGGGCAUCCAGAGAAACUGCAUUACUAUGUAGAGUCCCUCAGGGGUUCUGGUGUGCUGUAACCCGAUGGGCGUUCAUUAUUCAUACAACCAGAUCUUCCAGACUUUACAUCAACGAAUCGAUGGCAAUGAUUGAAUUUUCGGAAGUAAGUAGGGACGAGAAGAGCGAGGUGUACAGCGUUAAACAUCAUAAGAUAUCUUCAAUUGUCUUCAAAGGCGCCAUGUUUGUGUAGCGAAUAUAAGAUGAUAAAACAUUCACAUACGCACAUGAAAUAU
Molecule: messenger RNA, 1357 nt
Organism: Aaosphaeria arxii CBS 175.79
Lineage: Eukaryota; Fungi; Ascomycota; Dothideomycetes; Pleosporales
Exons: 1
Coding region: 225-1067 (280 amino acids)
Biological process (GO): regulation of transcription by RNA polymerase II
Molecular function (GO): RNA polymerase II cis-regulatory region sequence-specific DNA binding; DNA-binding transcription factor activity, RNA polymerase II-specific
Source: RefSeq, a predicted model, not a curated record